AGGAAGAGAGAAUUGGAGCAAGUAUCUUCCCUCUUUUAGAUGCAUCUGUGGUGGAGGCGACUUGGUUCAUUUAAUAGAUGUGCUACCCCAAGGACUCACCUGAGAGUUCCUGAACUGGAGCCGAACUUCAAUAGCAGUUGACCAUGAAAGACACCAGGUUGACGGCACUGGAAACUGAAGUACCAUUUGUCCCCAGAACAGUCUGGUAGUGGCCCCAAUGAAGAGCUUUUGGAAUCUUUGACACACAUCCUGGAGCCGGCGCGGUGCAUUUGUGCAGGAGGAUGGCCCAACAGGCGAAUGUUGGGGAGCUGCUCUCCAUGCUGGAUUCCCCCCUGCUGGGCACAAGAGAUGAUGUGACGGCUGCCUUUAAAGAGAACCUCAGUUCUGACCGUGGUCCUAUGCUUGUAAACACGUUGGUGGAUUAUUACCUAGAAACCAGCUCGCAGACGGUGUUGCACAUCCUGACUACCUUGCAAGAGCCACAUGAUAAGCACCUCUUGGACAAAAUCAAUGAAUAUGUGGGCAAAGCCACCACUCGUUUAUCCAUCCUCUCGUUACUGGGGCAUGUCAUCAGACUACAGCCAUCGUGGAAGCAUAAGCUCUCUCAAGCACCUCUUUUGCCUUCUUUACUAAAAUGUCUCAAGAUGGACUCCGACGUGGUCGUCCUCACAACGGGUGUCUUGGUGUUGAUAACCUUGCUACCAAUGAUUCCACAGUCCGGGAAACAGCACCUUCUUGAUUUCUUUGACAUUUUUGGCCGCCUUUCAUCUUGGUGCCUGAAGAAACCAGGCCACGUGGCAGAGGUCUAUCUCGUCCAUCUCCAUGCCAGUGUUUAUGCGCUCUUUCACCGCCUGUACGGAAUGUACCCUUGCAACUUUGUCUCCUUUCUGCGUUCUCACUACAGUAUGAAAGAAAACCUGGAGACUUUUGAAGAAGUGGUCAAGCCAAUGAUGGAGCAUGUGCGAAUUCAUCCGGAAUUAGUGACUGGAUCCAAGGACCAUGAACUGGACCCUCGAAGGUGGAAGAGAUUAGAAACUCAUGAUGUCGUAAUAGAGUGUGCCAAAAUCUCUCUGGACCCUACAGAAGCCUCAUGUGAAGAUGGCUAUUCUGUGUCGCACCAAAUCUCAGCCUCCUUUCCUCCUCGUUCAGCUGAUGUCACCGCCAGCCCUUAUGUUGACACACAGAAUAGCUAUGGGAGUGUUACUUCCACCCCUUACCCUACUUCUCGGCUGACGUUAAACGCGCCAGGGCAGCUACCUCAGACUCUGAGUUCCCCAUCGACACGGCUGACAACUGAGCCGCCACAAGCUACUCUGUGGAGCCCAUCUCUGGUUUGUGGUAUGACCACUCCUCCAACUUCCCCUGGAAACGUCCCUGCUGACUUGUCACACCCUUACAGCAAAGUCUUUGGUACACCCGGUGGAAAAGGAACUCCACUGGGAACCCCUGCCACCUCUCCUCCUCCAGUCCCACUCUGCCAUUCGGAGGACAAUGUGCACAUUUCACACUCUCGGCCCACAGCCAUGCCCCCUCGGAAGGAAGAGAGAACAGAUUCUGCAAGGCCAUGUUUACACAGACAACACCAUCUUCCGAAUGACAGAGGAUUAGAAGAGCCACUUAGCAGCAAAGGUUCUGUCCCUCUGAGUGACCUUCCAGGGUUUCUAGGUGACCUGGCCUUUGAAGAAGACAGUAUUGAGAAAGAUAAAGAAGAAGCUGCAAUAUCUAAAGAACUUUCUGAGAUCACUACACCAGAAGCCGAGCCUGUGGUUCCUCGAGGAGGCUUUGAUUCUCCCUUCUACCGAGACCUGGGUUCUCAGCGGAAGACUCAUUCAGCAGCCUCCAGUGCUCAGGGCACUGGCGUGAACCCUGAGCCUUUGCACUCCUCCCUGGACAAGCUUGGGCCUGACACACCAAAGCAAGCCUUUACCCCUAUAGACCUCCCCUGUGGCAGAGCUGACGAAAGCCCUGCUGGGGUCAGGGAAUGCCAGACUUCUUUGGAGACCAAUAUCUUCACUCCCAGCCCUUGUAAAAUUCCACCUCAGAAGGGAAUGGGCUUUGGAAGUAGGCAGCCUCCCCCUUAUGAUCAUCUUUUUGAGGUGGCAUUGCCAAAAACUGCCCAUCAUUUUAUCAGCAAGAAGACUGAGGAACUGCUAAGGAAAGCAAAAGGAAACACAGAGGAAGGCUUCAUCCCCACUACCUCCCCGUUGGAAGUACUGGACAGACUGAUAGAGCAGGGAGCAGAUGCACACGGCAAGGAACUCAGCAAGUUGUCUUUACCCAGCAAGUCUGUCGACUGGACCCACUUUGGAGGCUCUCCUCCCUCAGAUGAGAUCCGCACCCUCCGAGACCAGCUCCUUUUACUGCACAACCAGUUACUCUAUGAGCGUUUUAAGAGGCAACAGCAUGCUCUUCGGAACAGGCGGCUCCUCCGGAAGGUGAUCAAGGCGGCUGCUCUAGAGGAGCACAACGCUGCCAUGAAAGAUCAGUUGAAAUUACAAGAGAAAGAAAUCCAGGUGUGGAAGGUUAGUCUGCAGAAAGAACAAGCCAGAUACAGUCAGCUUCAGGAGCAGCGUGACAGUGUGGUGACCCACCUCCACAGCCAGAUCAGACAGCUACAGCACGACCGGGAAGAGUUCUACAACCAGAGCCAGGAGCUACAGACAAAGCUGGAGGACUGCAGGAACAUGAUCGCGGAGCUGCGGGUGGAGCUGAAGAAGGCCAACAGCAAGGUGUGUCACACCGAGCUCCAGCUCAGCCAGGUCUCUCAGAAGCUCUCAAAUAGUGAGUCCGUCCAGCAGCAGAUGGAGUUCUUGAACAGGCAGCUGCUGGUUCUCGGGGAGGUCAAUGAGCUAUACUUGGAACAACUGCAGAACAAGCAUUCAGACACCACAAAGGAAGUAGAAAUGAUGAAAGCAGCAUACAGGAAAGAAUUAGAAAAAAACAGAAGCCAUGUUCUCCAGCAGAAUCAGAGGCUUGAUACUGCUCAGAAACGGAUAUUAGAACUGGAAUCUCAUCUGGCUAAGAAAGACCACCUUCUUUUGGAACAGAAGAAAUAUUUAGAGGAUGUCAAACUCCAGGCAAGAGGACAGCUGCAGGCCGCAGAGAGCAGGUAUGAGGCUCAGAAAAGGAUCACUCAGGUGUUUGAAUUGGAGAUCUUAGAUCUGUACAGCAGACUAGAGAAAGAUGGCCUCCUGAAGAAACUUGAAGAAGAAAAAAUGGAAGCAGCUGAAGCAGCAGAAGAAAGGCUUGACUGUUGUGAUGAUGGCUGCUCGGAUUCCGUGGUGGGGCACAAUGAAGAGGCCUCUGGCUACAACGGUGAGACCAAGACCCCCAGGCCUGGCAGCACCCGCGGCAGCAGCGGCAGCAGCCAGCUUUCUACCCCCGAGAAACCCCCAAACCAGAGGGCAGGGCCAUUCAGCAGUCGGUGGGAUAGUGCCAUGGGAGAGCCCUCUGCCAGCAUCCCAACUACUGUCGGCUCACUUCCCAGUUCAAAAAGCUUCCUGGGUAUGAAGGCCCGAGAGUUAUUUCGUAAUAAGAGUGAGAGCCAGUGUGACGAGGACGGCUUGACCAUCAGUAGCCUUUCUGAAACCCUAAAGACAGAACCGGGCAAAGACUCAGGUGUGGAAGUCAAGACUCCCCUGAACCGAGAUGGCCCGCACCCAUCCCCCCCAACCCCAGACAGUGUUGGACAGCUACGUAUCAUGGACUACAAUGAGACCCAUCCUGAGCACAGUUGAGGGUGAGGGCCAGUCACUGUUACUGUGUGUAUUGUUGGCAUAGGACAGGAGGUGUGAGUGCACGUUUCAAAGCUUUCCUGUCCCAGGGUCUGAGUGGUGGGUUCACGUGGUGGAAGUGGGAUGAGGGUCCUUUGACAGCUGAUAGAAUGCAGAACGGUUUUGGAUCUAGCAUGGAAAUGCCUCUUAACCCUUCCCCUUGACCCACCCCAAGCCUCUCUUUCAUUUACCUAGCAGUGUACUAAUCCGAGGGCCAGUUUGCGUUCCUCGGUAGCUUUAUUUUCUUCCUCUUCCCCUAAAAUGGUUGCGUCCUUUGAACCUGUGCAAUAUGAGGCCAAAUUUACUCUUCGAGUCUAACAUACCACUUCCUGUUUCCCUGAGGCUCAGAUAACUGGGCGGGCCUUCCGUUAGACCAGGCAGUUGUGGCAGCGCAACCCAGUCUGGCUUUGUCCCUUUCCCGGAGGACGUGGCCUGCGAAGCUGAUUGUCUCUACAUGAACACUUUUAUGUGAGACUCUCGCCUGCUUUUUGAUGCUGAAGUUCAGUAUCAAAAGUGGCAGAUCUAGAAAAACAGUGGUUUUUUUUUUUUUCCUCUUGCAUUCUUUUGGUGAUUCUGAUAAGCUUCCUAGAAAGUUCUGUGUGAACAUAAGCCUGUUUGAAGAAUCCAGAGCUGUCACUGUGGAGACCAUCCUUUGGGGAAGCUCUCAUCCCUUCUUCCCCCACUACCUCUUAUUUAUUUGGUGUUUGCUUGAAUGCUGGUACUAUUCUGACCGCAGGCUAGUGUGGGGGUGGUAAAACCUGCUCUCUGCAGGGGCCAAGGAGUGGUCACUUGGAGACGCUGCUGCCACCAAGAACUCUUGUGCUCGAGGACCCCCCUCGGGUGAGCCCGUCUGGCUGAGCCUCAGUCCCACCCUCUCCUGUCUGUUUGCCUCCGUCUGUGUCCACACGUCCUCUUGUUUAUGUCAUCUCUUUGUGACACUGUGGCAAAGAGGCUCUGAAGGUCCAAAGAGUUUCUUCAAGUUUAUGUGACAUCGUUGUCAGGCUGUUAGUGUUGCCUCAUACAGUAGGUUCUAGGCCGGAGCUUUUUCAUACCAAUUCCAGCUUUCAUAGCCCGACUCUCUAAGGAGCUUAAUUUCGUCACAUUCUCCCACGUUAGUGAUAGCAGAGCAAUGGGAGAAUGUUGACAAAGGCUGUGUGUGCCCACAGGGCUGUCCCCACAUGCUCCUGAGAGUGACUCUCAGAACACUGGCGAUGGCAGAGAAUCCCGCUGAGCAGAUGCUCCUGAAAUAAACGAUAGAAGCCUAAGAGCCGUCUCCUGGUGUCUAGCCAAGGCGAGGAGAGUGGGUGGGGAAGAGCUGGUAGUCCCAGUUUUCCUACUUCUGUUCUUUUAGUAAAAACAAUAAAAGGGUUCAGUCAUAAAGAAGUAAAAGGAACUGUAAUGGUACAAAAUUUUACUGUAUAUGGAAGCUUCCAACACAUGAGGGUAAGUCUUUUCUUUCUCUAAAUGUGGCAAUAGGUAUUCUAGCAUUCCCAACUAAAGAGAAAGAGUCCAUGUUACCAUGGCUGUACUGGCAGGAGACCUGUCCACAGCAGACUUUGUGGCUGUGACCGAUUAUAUCCCUCCCUGCCCCCACCCUCAGCCCAGCACCAGCUGGCCUGGCCACUGGAUGGCCAGUGUGGAGUGUUAGUGCUGCCACACAUUUAAUUCAGCUUUGUCCAAAGGAAAGCUUGAAAUCCAAUAUGUCCUAGUUUCCUGGUUCGGUUUUAGAAAAGGAAAAUGUGAAUAAAUGCAGAAAGGGAACAAAAUGUCAUAGGUUAACUAUCAAAGCUGGCUUUAAUUGCUUUUCCCUCCUCAAGCCUGAGAGAUCUGUGCCACGAAACAAAGAUAUCAGGCCUUAACUGGCAAAGGAAAGAUGCCAAUGUAGAAAAGAUAAAACAAAAAAUUUUUAAACUGGUAGAGUAUAAAGAUGCAGGGAAGAAAGGAGCCAGUGUGGUGUAGUGGACCAGGGGACCGAGGCCUCUGCGCCCAGGCCCUCGGCACUCCCUGCUGCCUGGCUGUCCCUUCUCUCAGCUUUACAACCAGGGCGACCAGGUAAGCUCCAGCUGAGGUGCCUUUGAGUUCCAGGAGGCUGUGGGUUUUAUUCAACCAAGGUUGGGGGAUUGAGGUGCAGAGUUGCAUUGAAGUUAUCCAGCCUAAUAAUGUAGGCUCUUAUGUUGCAGAGGACUCCAGGUCAACAGUAAGGUUUUAUUAAUAUUGGUUUUUAGAAUGAUAAGCCCAUCAGGAGUCCAGGGGGCACUUGAUUUACUGUAGCGGGUCAUUUUAGGAUGGAAAGGGGGUGGUAGAAGGACUCUCAGGAGGCAGUUCAGGCUGGGCAAAGGCAUUAGAAUCAUUAUUGUCAAGGCAGAACCUGUCUUGAAACUGAUCAAGUAGCUUUGUAUCAUAGAUGUUGGGAUUGGACAGGUCGCAUCCAGAACUCACCAUGAGCAAGUGGACCAGUCCAGAGGUGUCUGGCCCUUGUCAUAACCUACUCCCAUUCCCACCUGACACUACCCAGUGUCAGAGAAGACACUACCCAGAAUAGAGAAGAUGAGUCUAUUUCUUGUGCAGCAUGGAGUUUUUUGAAAGGAACACCGUGGCAUUGGGGUCAGGGCAAUAACAAGGUGCAGAGAAAGUGAGGUCCUCAGUCUCUACAGGUGAAGAAGCACAUGGAUCUCUAUUUGACAGAACUUUUAGGGAUUUUUAAAAAGUUUUGACAAGGUUCUGCCAUGAAGUCUAUAAAAAUUGUUACUGUGGAAUUGGAAGAAAUAUGUGGUCGUGAAUAUAAGAAAACUGACUGAACCGAAAGGUAGGAAGUCAAGGUCAUUUCUUGGAUCAAGAGGUUUUAAAACGUGUGCUAGGACCAGUGUUACUAAGGCUGGUAGGCAGAAGGUGACUUUGUUGGGUUUGCAGAGUUUUUCAGGAGAGAAAACUGCCCAACUUUGGGGAAUGAGCUGCAGAAGGUUCUUAUGAGGCUCUGUGAGUGGAAAGAUAAUAAAUGAGCUACUUUGUGAGCCAACAUUUAUGUGAUGUUAGGACAAAAUAGUCCAAAUUGUCUCUAGAAGGUAAAUUGCCAUAACCCAGAAAGAGGCCCUGGGAGCCAGCAUCAAUGCGAAGAAAUAGCCCAGCAGAGCGUGGCCAGAGGCCAGCAGAAGCAGACCCGCAGGACACAAACCCCAGGCUCUCAUGCUGUCCACACACAGUCUCCAGUGUUUUUUGAGGAAGAUAAACUCUAGCAGUCAUUCAAAGGCGGACACACAAAUGGUCACAGGGCUGAAAGUAUCUCUGUGAGCUGGAGGACAGGGGCUCGGACUCACAGUUAGGAAUAGAAAACUGGGUGUGUGUUUCUGCGUGGACCACAGAGCCGCAGUGUGCUGUGACUAGCCAAUGUGAAUCUCCACCAAAUACUAGAACAUGCCACUUGCAGCCAGAAAGAACUGAAAACAAAAUUACUGCGUGACAAUAAACACUCAGCUUUCCCUACUGAAAGCACUACUAGGUGGGAGGAGGUGUGGACGGGGUGGAGGGGCUGGGGCAGGGUGGAGCCUCUGUGGCUGGUUGGAGAUGGAGUGCGGCCAGGACAGCUCCUGGCCCCACCCCGGGGGUCUCUGCUGCUCCCAAUGAGAGCUGCCCCGUGUGCAGUGACACUGGUGACCCCUGUCGGCUGCAUCUUCACACUAUGCAGUACAUGCUUUAAAAUUGACCUGCCAUGAGUGGGAAGAUGUAUCCAGUCUGAAGAUGACGUGUAUCUGUUUACAUCCAGGGUUCUGUGACACAUGUCCCCCGUCCCUCCCCCAUAGUCAGCUGCAGACUCGCCGAUUGCACUGGAUUAAGCUUUUCUUAGGUCGGGGACUGGCCCCUAGGCUGCUGCUGUGAACCCUUGUCCUCAGGCAGCUCCUCUCCCUGUCUCCGACUCCAGUGUGCCCAGGGGGUUGUGUUUCCAUCUUUUCCACGCUGUCCUACAGUCUGUACCAGCUCACCUGAGAAAAGCGUGGCGGUAGACACCAGGGGAACCUGCCUGGCUUAGUGGAGCACCUGUACCCACAACUGCUUUGGGUCUUGAAAUGAGUUAAUGAAGGUAGAGGAGCUUUCUCCCCUCUUCCCAAUGUCACAAAAGUGUCCAUCCUUUGGGACAAGUAGGCUGCCUGAACCAUUUAAGUAGAUCUUUCAGAGGAGAGACCCCGAGAGUUUGAGAGCCCCUAGACCAGCCCCUCCCUCCCCUUCCCCCCUCACACAGUGUUGGACAGGAGGAGGCGGAGCAGAUACUUGGGCUUUCAGAGGAGGCAGCUGGGCAUUUUGCACUAGGAAGAAUCAGUGAUCACUUUUCAGAAGACUUAUAUGGACCACAAAUAUAUUAUGGAGCAACAGAUUUUUAAGACAUAAUCUAGUUUUAUAACUCAAUCAUGGAUAAACCAUAUGUGACUAACUUAUCAUUUAAAGGGGUCCCAUCAGUGAAAAGAAAGUUUUUUUUAACUGACUGCUAUUCGUUAAAUUGAAGAAAGUCAUCUCUUAUCAAAAGGUUUAAACUUUCCCACCACGAUCUUAAAAGCAUGUCAAACAAUCCACAUCAGAUGCCAUAAAUAUGAACUGCAAAGGAAAAUGGUACAAUCUUAGGGAAUGGAAUUGGAAUCAAAAGGGUUUGCUGUCCUUAGAAUGUUCUAAAAUGUCAAGGCAGUUGCUUGUGUUUAACUGUGAACAAAUAAAAAUUUAUUGUUUUGCACUA
Molecule: messenger RNA, 8493 nt
Organism: Nycticebus coucang (slow loris)
Lineage: Eukaryota; Metazoa; Chordata; Mammalia; Primates; Lorisidae
Gene: TSC1
Product: TSC complex subunit 1
Exons: 23
Coding region: 282-3737 (1151 amino acids)
Biological process (GO): negative regulation of cell population proliferation; regulation of cell cycle; negative regulation of TOR signaling
Cellular component (GO): TSC1-TSC2 complex
Source: RefSeq, a predicted model, not a curated record